AUGAACAAGCAGUAUGGUCUUCAGAUGACAUAUAUGCAAGCAUGGAGAUCGAAAGAAUAUGCAGUUCAAGUACUGAGAGGGAACCCAAGCGAAUCAUAUGAAAAGCUGCCAAGCUACUUUUAUAUGCUGGUUCUUACAAAUCCUGUGUCGGUGGUAAAUUUGAAAAAAACAGAGGAAGACUUGUUCAUGUAUGCUUUCGUUGCACUAUAUCCGUCUAUAAAAGGAUGGCAGUAUUGCAAACCGGUUGUUGUUGUAGAAGGAACUUUUCUUGAAUCGGCAUAUAGAGGAACAUUAUUGAUAGCAUCAACACAAGAUCCAGCAGGUAAUAUCCUACCACUCGCAUAUGCUAUAGUAGAUUCAGAGAAUAAUGCUUCCUGGGAGUGGUUUAUUGCGAGAUUCAAGGAUGCAUUUGGGGAAAGGGAGGGAAUGUGCAUAGUCUCGGACAGGCAUGAAGGCAUUGAAAAUGCAGCAGCAACAUUGUAUCCACAAGUACCUCAUUGUGUCUGCAUAUGGCAUCUAUGGAAUAAUGUAAAAAAAAAUUACAAAAACAAUCAUUUGCUGCUCAAAGACAUAUUCUUUGCUAUGGCCAAAGCAUACACAGUUGAGAAGUUUGAUUACCACAUGGCAGAGAACAUUGACAAUGACUUCAAACAUUGCGGAGUCGAUCAAUGCAGCGCUCAAGGCUGCUAG
Molecule: messenger RNA, 690 nt
Organism: Nicotiana attenuata
Lineage: Eukaryota; Viridiplantae; Streptophyta; Magnoliopsida; Solanales; Solanaceae
Product: protein FAR1-RELATED SEQUENCE 4-like
Exons: 2
Coding region: 1-690 (229 amino acids)
Source: RefSeq, a predicted model, not a curated record